UUUAUACAACCUCAAAUUCAAAUAAUUCUAGAUUAUUUUAGUGAAAGUAAAAAAGUGAGACCAAAAGUCUUACUUGAGCAGAAUGAAGUUGAUAUAAGUGUAUUAUUCAUAUCUUAUACCUCUAAUUCAAAAAAUAUAAUAAAUAAGAAUAACAAAUCUUUACUAAAAACUGAGAUAAAUAUAUUUAAUAAAACUUUAGAUUCUGAUUUAGAUAAUAAUAGCAAUAUUGAGAAUUUAUUCAACAAUGAAAGAGAAGAUUAUAGUGAUGAUAGAAG
This is a messenger RNA of Scutellospora calospora, 275 nucleotides long. NCBI's taxonomy places the organism in Eukaryota, Fungi, Glomeromycota, Glomeromycetes, Diversisporales, Gigasporaceae. The record is from the annotation of a GenBank genome assembly.